This is a messenger RNA of Megachile rotundata (alfalfa leafcutting bee), 4156 nucleotides long. RefSeq names its product Nck associated protein 1 Hem (gene Hem). The record is from RefSeq and is a predicted model, not a curated record. Gene Ontology annotation, biological process: cell projection assembly; cortical actin cytoskeleton organization; neuron projection morphogenesis. Gene Ontology annotation, cellular component: SCAR complex. NCBI's taxonomy places the organism in Eukaryota, Metazoa, Arthropoda, Insecta, Hymenoptera, Megachilidae.
UUAAAAGACUAGUACUUCACGCUAUACGCGUCGUACACAGAAAGUUCGUUCUAUUGUGUCAUCGAUUUGUAUUAAACAUGCAACCGCAGGAAAGAAAAAAAGGGGUCAUUCUAUUUUAGGCGCAUCCGGUGAAGGCAGCUCUACCCCCACGGGUGGGGUCUUCUGUCAUUUAAAACCAAAGAAGCGGAUGAGUUAUGUUGAUCACAUAAGAAGGAACGUAAUACAACCAUGGCACGACCUAUUGUACCUAGUCAACAAAAGUUGGCUGAGAAGCUGACUAUUUUAAAUGAUAGAGGUAUUGGAAUGUUAACCCGCAUUUACAAUAUAAAGAAAGCGUGUGGUGAUGCAAAGUCAAAACCUGGUUUCCUCUCCGAUAAAAGUUUAGAGUCCUCUAUCAAGACAAUUGUUAGGAAGUUUCCCAAUAUCGAUGUUAAAGGAUUACAGACGAUUACGAAUCUUCGUAAUGAGAUUAUAAAAUCUCUGUCAUUGUACUAUUACACGUUUGUGGAUUUGCUCGAUUUCAAAGACAAUGUCUGCGAACUUUUAACUACGAUGGAUGCCUGCGGUGUUCACAUGGAUAUCACGAUAAAUUUUGAUUUAACGAAAGGUUAUUUGGAUCUUGUUGUCACUUAUGUCAGUUUGAUGAUACUUUUGUCGCAAGUGGAAGAUCGUAAAGCAGUUCUAGGUUUAUUUAAUGCAGCCCAUGAAAUGGUACACAGCCAAUCUGAUCCUAGUUUUCCACGAUUGGGUCAAAUGAUUAUGGAUUAUGAUGCGCCACUAAAAAAGCUUUCAGAAGAAUUUGUACCUCAUUCAAAAUUGCUGAAAAAUGCUCUUACUUCUUUAUGGCCUAUUUAUCCUGGAAGAAAUUUAUCGGCAGACACAUGGAGGGCAGAUCAAAAGCUCAGCCUUGUUGGAAGUCCUGGACAAAUACUUAAAGCAGCAGCAACAGACACUAUGUCCUGUGAAACUUUAAGUUUAGACAGAAUAGAAAGAUGGGUUAUUUUAGGCUUCACGUUAUGUCAUACAUUUUUAAACCAGGAACAGCCUAGUAAACUCUGGACCACAGCUUUAGAAUCAGGCUGGGUUCUGGCCUUAUUCAGAGACGAAGUAAUUUACAUACAUCAGUACAUACAGACAUUUUUUGAAAGUAUAAAAGGAUACAGCAAAAGAGUAUCCGAAGUGAAGGAAUGUUAUAAUCAGGCAGUACAAAAGGCUGGUUACAGACACAGGGAAAGAAGAAAAUUUUUGAGGACAGCUUUGAAAGAGUUAGGUUUAAUUUUAACCGACCAACCUGGUCUUUUGGGACCAAAAGCUCUAUUAGUGUUGAUGGGACUUUCUCAUGCAAGAGAUGAAGUUCUGUGGCUUUUGCGACAUGGCGUGAAUCCACCUACACAGGGAAAAGGUAAAGGAAGGGGAGGAGAAGAUUUGGUGGAUCGUCAGUUGCCAGAAUUAUUGUUUCACUGUGAAGAGUUAAGAGCUUUAGUAAAGAAAUAUUCUCAAGUACUUCAGAGGUACUAUGUACAAUUCUUGUCAGGAUUUGAUGCCCCUGCUUUAGAUCAAAUGAUACAAAAUUUACCAGUUUGCCCUGAAGAUGAAGGGGCAAUACUUAGUGAUAUGUGUUCUAAGAUAGCUAGUCUAACAGUAAAACAAGUGGAAGAUAAUGAAUUGUUUGAUUUCCGUGCUUUCCGAUUGGACUGGUUCAGAUUACAAGCAUAUAUGUCCAUAGCAAAAUGUAACAUGAAUUUGGCUGAUAAUCGGGAAUUAGCGUCUUUCAUGGAUACUGUAGUAUUUCAUACCAAAAUGGUAGAUAAUUUGGAUGAAAUGUUAGUGGAAACAUCUGAUCUAUCAAUCUUCUGCUUUUAUAGUAAAGUAUUUGAAGAUCAAUUUCACAUGUGCUUAGAAUUCCCUGCUCAAAACAGAUAUAUCAUUGCAUUCCCUUUAAUAUGUAGUCACUUCCAAAGCUGUACACAUGAACUUUGUCCAGAAGAACGUCACCAUAUUCGAGAAAGAAGUUUAUCCGUUGUGAACAUGUUCUUGGAUGAAAUGGCCAAAGAAGCUAAAAACAUUAUCACAACUAUAUGUGAUGAACAAUGUAACAUGAGCGACAAACUGCUACCAAAGCAUUGUGCUGUACUGAUCUCUCAAGUUGUUAAUCGAAAGAAGAAAGAUAAAAAUAAGAAGAACAUGUAUGAAAUCCAUAAACCUGGUAUAGAAAGUUACAGGAAAACCAGAGAAGAGCUUACUACUAUGGAUAAACUUCACAUGGCAUUAACAGAAUUAUGUUACGCCAUUAAUUACUGUCCCACUAUCAAUGUGUGGGAGUAUACCUUUGCGCCAAGGGAAUAUUUGCAUCAGCAUUUAGAAUCAAGAUUUGCCAGAGCACUUGUUGGUAUGGUCAUGUACAAUCCAGAUACUAGUGAGAUAGCUAAACCAUCUGAACUCUUCGUUAGCGUUAGAUCUUACAUGAACGUUCUUCAGACAGUGGAAAAUUAUGUGCAUAUAGAUAUUACACGCGUAUUUAAUAACGCUCUGCUUCAGCAAACUCAGGAGUUAGACAACCACGGUGAUAAAACCAUUGCUGCCCUGUACACGCAAUGGUACUCUGACGUUCUGCUGAGACGUGUCAGCGCUGGCAAUAUAUGUUAUUCCAGUAAUCAAAGAGCAUUCGUUAGUUUAUCAGUAGAGGGUGCAAUACCCUUCAACGCCGAGGAAUUUUCAGACAUUAACGAGCUGAGAGCGUUGGCCGAGCUUAUUGGUCCAUACGGUAUGAAGAUGUUGAACGAAAAUUUAAUGUGGCACAUAGCGAGUCAGGUACAGCAACUGAAGAAGCUGGUUGCCGGAAACAAGGAUGUUCUCAUUGCUCUGAGAACAAACUUUGACAAACCAGAAGUAAUGAAGGAGCAGUUCAAGAAGCUGCAACAGGUAGACAACGUGUUGCAACGAGUUACGAUUAUAGGUGUAAUUUUAAGUUUCAGACAGUUGGCACAGUCUGCGUUGGUCGACGUCCUGGAAGAACGUAUACCAUUUCUUCUGAGCUCCAUUUUGGAUUUCCGUCAUCAUUUACCAUCGGGUGAUCCCAUGCGCGUCGUUUCGGAGAUGACGUCAGCUGCAGGUCUAACCUGCAAAGUUGACCCUACGUUAACAGCCGCAUUAAGGAGUCAGAAAUCAGAAGUAGACGAAGACGAGCAUCUGCUGGUUUGCUUAUUGAUGGUCUUCGUGGCCGUUUCGAUUCCUAAAUUGGCUCGAAACGAGAACUCCUUUUACCGAGCGUCUUUGGAGGGCCACUCGAAUAACAUACACUGUAUGGCUACAGCGAUAAAUAAUAUAUUCGGUGCAUUGUUUACUAUAUGUGGACAGAAUGACAUAGAGGAUAGGAUGAAAGAGUUUCUUGCUCUGGCGUCGUCCAGCUUGCUCAGACUCGGUCAGGAAGCUGACAAAGAGGCGAUCAAGAACAGGGAGUCUGUGUAUCUGUUGUUAGAUCAAAUUGUUCAAGAAUCACCGUUCUUAACCAUGGAUCUGUUGGAGAGUUGCUUCCCUUAUGCGUUGAUACGCAAUGCAUAUCAUGAUGUAUACAAGCUUGAACACUCGCAGCCGUAAAUUAUUAACAAAGUGGAUGCGUAUUCUUAACUUGCCACUCAGGGCCAUUUUUUUACGUCCAGUUUUAUGGAGUCGAAAGCAUUUUUAUUAAAAGAAAGGAAGCUAUGAAAGUGGCAAAAUAUUCUUGUUUAAUAUAUACCGAGUAAGAUUUGUUUUCUAUGCUGCUUAAAACAAAUUUGAACGAUGUCGAGGUGUAAGUCCGUUUCGGGAUGUUAUUUAAGUCCGGAAGGAAUGGAAAGUUUGCGCUAAUUUAUUUGAAACAAUGCAUUUUGUAUAGAAACAGUACCUUGUAUUUCAUAUUUGAUACCUGGCUUAGGAUAUUCUAUGACUUACUAUAUAAUACAAUUUUUCUUUCUCAGUAUUCUAUUAUACACGAUCCGUACGUAAGAGAACGACGUUUUGUAUUAACAUUUUCAAUUGUAAAAUGCUGUCUGUCUUCGAAUCGAAAUACGUAUCUUAAAAUAGGUAUCGCCUCGAUCUGCUACAUUUUCUAAUGUACAAUUGUAACUUUUACAAUAGUUUAUAAAAUAAAUAAAAUUAUCUAUAAAACUUUCGUUUA